Messenger RNA from Stomoxys calcitrans (stable fly), 4137 nucleotides. It is a transcript of the gene Mybbp1A, whose product is annotated as myb-binding protein 1A. The record is from RefSeq and is a predicted model, not a curated record. Gene Ontology annotation, biological process: regulation of DNA-templated transcription. Lineage: Eukaryota; Metazoa; Arthropoda; Insecta; Diptera; Muscidae. The transcript has 4 exons. Gene Ontology annotation, cellular component: nucleolus. Gene Ontology annotation, molecular function: RNA binding; transcription corepressor activity; sequence-specific DNA binding. Bases 41 to 3928 code for a protein of 1295 amino acids.
UAAAAAGGUAACACGUGCCACAGACAAAUUUAAUAAAUUAAUGAAUUUAUCAAACAAAAUGAAAGUUAAAAAGGAUAAAAAGGUCGAAAAACGCCCCAAGGAAGAUGUUAAUAAGGAUGAUGCUGCCGUCAACAAGAAAAUCAACAAAAAACCAAAGUUAAACAAAGAUGAAGCUGUUGACGACGGCUCGCCCAACAUGCAAUCAAAAACAAGAGUAGGUAUCAAAUCGGUGGAUACAAACAUCUUUAAGUAUUUCAAGGAACUAACCAAUGAGGAGGAGAAAUUGCGUCUCGAAGCGGCCAUACAGUUGUUGCAGCAAUUGAAUCGCACAAAAGAUGAGGAUAAGAGACAAAAGGAGCUGCAAUAUAGUCUUAAACGUUUGAUACGUGGUUGUGGCUCUUCUACCAAUGUCUCCAGAUCUGGUUUUUACAUUGGUCUUGUUGGCGCCUUGAAAUCGUUGAGCCCCGAAGAGUUUUCACUGCAACAGGUUUUGGAUUUUAUGAAUAAAGAAUUGCAUGUUGGCUCUGCUGUCAUAAAUAAGGAAGAUGCUGAUGCUGUAGUGGGCAAAAUACUAGUUGUAGGAGCUUUAUUGCAUUCAGGACGUUUAUCGGAAGCCAAUGCGGAAUAUUUGGAACAAGUAACAAAUAUUUUGCUGCAAGCAACUCAUCAUAAAUCCUACCAUGCUUCGUUGGGUUAUUCCUUUGUGUGUGAACUUAUAGAGACGUUAUCCCCAAAACAAUUUGAAUCUUCGGUUUGGCCUCUGCUGCAAAAAGAAUUAGCCAAGCCAUGGCCCAAACAGAAUCUACAGACUGUUUACUGUAUUAUAGCACUACAAAAGAAAUUCCCCAAUAUUAUGAAUGGAAAAUUCAUUAAGGCACAUUUUGGUGGUACUGAAUUGCUAAAUCCCGAGAGUUAUCAGUCGCUGCACAAAAUCUUCUGGAUGCAUAGUAAUACCGAUAUACUAACACAUCCAGCAUUCGAAUAUUUUGGCAGUUAUGUGGCAACAUCCAAGAAUUUAUCUACAUUUUGGAGUGAAACAGUCGAUAAGGGUCUCGAAAAUCCCACCAAGCUAAUGGAGAUUGUAACAUUGAAAAUUCUCACAGAUAUUUUUGACCAUUUAGAUGUGGAAAAGACCAAUGUCCAUGAGUUGCUGGGUGACAAUUUCAUGCGUAUGUUUAUAGAGGGAUUGAAAAAUCUCAAGCAAAAGAAAGAUGAAACUCUAAAGGCUUUCUAUGGCGAUUUCUUGGAAUCAUUGGUUAAAUGUUGCAGUCGACUUACCAAAGAUGUGGCCAAAGUGGCUGUUAUACAACGUUUGAUUUUACCACCUGGCAUAUUUAACAUUGAAAAAUUCACCAGCAAUCGUAUAGUACAUCAACUGAUUAAUGCUUUGGGAGAAGAGGGUGUUAAGGAGAUAUUCAAGCUGUACAAAAACAUAUUCAUGGGCAUUUUUGUAAAAAAUCCUGAAAAUUCCACGGAAACUUGGUUGAAUUUUGAACGCUUAAAUGCCGGUUAUAUGCUGCAACAUCUACUCCAACACAAGGCGGUGCAUAAUGCCUACAAAUGGCGUGAGGAACAAUUAAAGUUCUUAAUGACCUGUGGCAUCUUCCAUGUCAAUGAUUCGGCAGAGAUGUGCAAAAAGGAAUCUGCAGGAGCUUUUAGUAAAGAUUUUGCCGAACAGUGUAAAAAUAUGUUUUACACUUGUUUGCAAAUUAAGUUGAGCGACAUUGAUAAGGAGCAAAAAUUGCUUUAUUCCUUGGCCAAAUUUUGCCAAGAGGGUUUUACCAAAAAACAUGCAGCAAAAUAUGUGCGCAUACAAAAAUUCGAUGAGGCUUUGCAAAAGUCUUGGAAAAACAUGUUUGAAGCAGUUAUUGAAGGCGAGGAUAAAGUCAACAAGAAGAAAAAGUCACCUGAUAACAAACUGCAAAAUGUCUUCAACAUACUUUUGCUGAAUAUGGGUCUACAGCUAUUUAGGGAACCUGAAAUGGCUGCUCCAGCUAUAGAGGAUUUACUGAAAUGUAUGUCCAAGACAAAGGGUAAUGCCAAGAAGCUCAAGAAGUCAUCAAAGCAACAAGGCAAGGCUACUACUAGUAAUGGAGAAGAGGUGCUAGAGGAGGAGGAACCUGAAUGGAUUGAAGUUGUGGUGGAUUUAUUCUUGCAUCUGUUGUCGCAAAAUAACAGUGCUUUGCGAAACAUAGUCAAUGCUCUGUUUCCACAUUUGUGUGAUAAUUUAUCAUUGACAGCAGUGCAUCAAAUAUUGGCCAUGUUGGAUAUGAAGGAUGGACAAAAUCCUUUGAGCAGCAAAAACGAAGAGGACGAAGAAGAAGAUGAUGGAGAAGGAGAGGAAGAAGGGGUGAAGGAGGAAAAUAGCGAUGAAGAUGAAAUGAAUGAAGAAGAAGUUGAUGAUGAUGAAGAAGAUGAAGACGAAGAUGACGAAGAAGAGGAGGAUGAUGAUGAUGAGGAGGAGGAGGAGGACGAGGACGAUGAAGAAGGCAUCACCGAAACCGAUAAACUACGCAAUGCCAUUUCCCAAGCCCUCAUUUCCAGUGGCUCCCAGGCUGGUCCAGAUGAUGACAUGGAAUCUGUCGAUCUAAAUGAUAUGACCGAAGAAGAAGGUCGUAAGCUGGAUGAAGCCUUGGCCAAUGCCUUUAAGGCCAUGAAAAAAACCGGCUCUGCUGGCUCACAAGUCAAGAAAUCCAAAAGCUAUCGCAUAAAAACCACCACUGUUAUGCAUUUCCGUAUACGAGUUCUAGAUCUAUUGGAAAUCUAUCUACAGCACAAACCUUCCUUGUUGAUUUCCAUUGAAAUUAUGCUGGCCCUCUACAAUAUGUUGGAGUAUUGUGUGGGCGAUGAGCUAAAGCCUUUGCAAGCUAAAGUGGAAAAAACUUUGCUAAAAUUAACCUCCAUUAAAAAUUAUGCCAUGGUUACUGCAGAGCUUAAGGAGCAAAACAUUGUCGACUUUCUAAGACUUGUCAUAGAAAAGAAGGCCCCUGCUCCCGUUUUUGAAAUCAUCAAUAGAAUGCGUAACAAAUGUUGUUGUUUCCUUAUAGUCAAUGCCUCAAAAAUCAAUGCAGAUGAAAGCACUCACAAGAUUUUGUCUUUGUGUCAGGAAUACACACAAGAAUUUAUAAAAUCCCGCAAUCCCCUUAUAAACAUAACCCUGUUAUCGGAGAUAUUCAAAUUACGUUGGCGCCACAUCUGGGAUUUGGCCGAUAAUCUUACACAGCAAGGCAUUAGUCUGGAAGCUCGAACUUUCCGCAGAAUACAGAUUUAUGAGAUACUUUCCAUUCUAUAUAAGAACAAUGAAUUGCAAAAACUCAAUGAAGAGGAGACCCGAAAACAUUUAAAGAAAAUUGAAAAGACCCUUAAAGCGCAUAUUAAUUCCCUGCAUCAAAAUAAAUCGCUAAAGCAAUCACCCAAGGAAUUUCAAACGCUAUUGGAAUUGGUUAUAAAUGCACAGAGAGCUCAUCAACGCUUGAAUUUGACAUCGGUAUUAACUUCCGCAGAAACUCUAGAUGCUAUACAAAAUUUAAGAAAAUUAAUACGUUUGGAAAAUACCCACAUAUAUCAGAGAUUUUGUGGUGCUUUUAAAUUGACUGUUAUACGCAAUACGCAAGUAGUUCAACAAAAUGGCCAAAUGCAAGCAGAACAACAAAGUGAAACAGAAUCGCAGAGUGAGCAUGAACAGGAAGGGGAGAGUGCCGAGGAGGAGAAGAAGACAAAUACAAAGAAAUCACUUAAGGCAAAAGUAGCUGACGAUUCAGAAUCAGUUCAAAAACGAAAAGCCAAUUCUAAGGAUUUGCGAAAAAUCAAAAAGCAAAAGAAAUUGCAACGACUAGAGGCAGCCUCACGUGGUCUUAAUGGUGGCAUAGGAUUUACCCAGCGCAAUGGUACAGCCCAUAAUGAUGAUUCAGAUGCUGAUUCAACGUAAUUGUAAGAAAGCAAUGCUUCACUAGUUCUAUUCAUUUUAUUUAUGUAAUUUUACAUAUUUCCUAUAUUUUUCGUCGUUAUGAUCCGAGUUUGUAAAAACGUACUACGCCCUUUUAUUUUUAUAUACAUAGCAGAUAUUUCAAUAAAAAACAAUAACUAAAAAUUCAAAUUUGACAGAAUCGCGAAAGAAUGUGGACAUUUUAAGAAUCA